AUGGCAGAAGACACAGACGCCCGACCAAGCUGGUCGAUCAAAGUCGAACAGAAAAGGAAAGCUCGAGAUGAUGCUCUGAAACCCUUCUUGAAUCAGCAAGCGGGUGACAAGGACGACGCCAUCACGAAGAUAGUGGAUGUUGUUGAGCUCGCCAGCAAGGUCGCACAAGGCGAAUUCACCACGACAGAAGUUGUCGAGGCAUACAUACGCAAAGCAGUCAAAGCACAUCAGAAGACGAACUGUAUAACAGAAGUCCUAUUCAAGGAUGCUCUACAACAGGCUCAUCAGCUCGACGCUCAUUAUGCCGAACACAAACGUCCCAUUGGACCUUUUCACGGCGUGGUCAUGACACUCAAGGAUCAAUUCGACGUCAAAGGUCACGAUACUACAUUAGCCUACGUUGGACGAGUGGGCCAACCCGCUACGGAAGAUGCUUUGAUCGUGUCGAUCUUGAAGGGAGCCGGGGUGGUGUUUAUUGCUAAGAGUAAUUUGCCGCAGAGUAUCAUGUGGUGA
Molecule: messenger RNA, 513 nt
Organism: Recurvomyces mirabilis
Lineage: Eukaryota; Fungi; Ascomycota; Dothideomycetes; Mycosphaerellales; Teratosphaeriaceae
Exons: 3
Coding region: 1-513 (170 amino acids)
Source: RefSeq, a predicted model, not a curated record